This is a messenger RNA of Bemisia tabaci, 1464 nucleotides long. Its product is annotated as protein C10. Gene Ontology annotation, biological process: post-embryonic development. The record is from RefSeq and is a predicted model, not a curated record. Lineage: Eukaryota; Metazoa; Arthropoda; Insecta; Hemiptera; Aleyrodidae.
AACAAAAAUGAGAGGUUAUCUUGUAGUUGAUGUGCAGAAAAAAGAACUAAACUAGUAAGACUUUUGCGGUCCUGACUCAUUAUUUAUCCUUUCUCAUUUAAAUAAACAUCAACGAGUGACUAUGGGUGAUUCGUCAACGUUUGAUGUUGAAACGGCUAAAGCUGCUUUAAUGGAUAUUUUAGAGGCUUUUGAAAAACAUGAACAAGCUCCUAAGUUAGAGCAAGCAAAGAAGAACUGCGGCAAUGACAUGCUUAAAACAAUGCAAUAUGUUUUCCCGAUUCUCGUUCAAAUACAAAUGGACGUUAUCAAAAAGUAUGGUUUCUCCGACGAUCGCAAAGGAAUUGUCCAAUUCACACAAGAAAUUAAAGUGUUGGAACAAGAAGAUGAGACCAUCAUGAACCUUCAUGGCCAGAUACGUAGUUACUUUAUGCCACCCAUAAAUAUCACUAAUGAGGCUUUACUCUAGUGCAUACCGUCUCUCCUUCCUCAGUUCCUUGUACUUUUGUACCCAAAUUUUUAAUUAUAUUCUGAUCAAUUUUGUGUUGAACUAGCAUGCAAUCUGUUUGAAAUGAGAAAAUCCUUAUAUUGGUUAGAUUAGCACAUGAUUGUUUUUUUUUUUACUUCCCACCAAUUAUUUUAAUCUUGAUGAGUCGUACAAUCUUUAUUGUUUCAUUUACAUUAUUAUGAAGUAACAGAAAUAUUUUGACCAAUCAAACAUCAAAACACAAACAAUUGGCAUCUCAAGUAAGUGAUGUUACUCAUUUAACAUCCUUAUCAUACUUAAUUGAUUUAAAUUUGGUCUUUUUUCUACCCAGGGUUUUGUUGUUAACUGAAAUAUCUGUCCGUCAUUUUUAUUGUGCAAUUUUCUCCCCUUUAAUAGUUUCAUAAAUUUACCCUCUAAGUUUUCAGUUUUACUAUUUUUUUUUCUUCUUCUUUUUUUCUUUUUUUUUAAUUCAUGUAAUUACACAUUAAUAUAUCACCAUAAUUAUCCAGUGACCGAGUUUUCUUGAAAAAUAAAAAAUAAAAAUUGGCAGCAGUUACACGAAAGAAGUCUGUCUGCAAAAGGUUACCUUUGUAGGUGAUCUCAUUUGCAUAAAUGCGUCUAAUUAACAUAUUAUUUGAUGCUGGUUGUUAUGGCAUAAGUUCUUUUCUCAAGUUUUAUUGUAUCUUGGUGCAUCAUUGUUUCGGAAGAUCUCUCUUAUUUCUUCUGGUUUUUUUCUUAGGUAUUUAAAUGUUUUUUUGGUUUUUUUUUAAAGAUUUGCCACUCAAGUGCUUUUAAUUUAUCAUUUUACUUCUUUGAUAACUUAAUAUAAUUGUUGUCCCUUUUUUAUAUUGUAAAGUGCUAUUUUUUAUACCUACUUUUUUAAUCCUCAUCCUCUUGUCAGCUGGCAAGAAUACUUACAAUUUUGUAUUUUGAAUGUAUGAAUAAAUGUGUUUUAUUAAAAGGCGUGCCUUUCUCUUGGC